Molecule: messenger RNA, 831 nt
Organism: Nymphalis io (European peacock)
Lineage: Eukaryota; Metazoa; Arthropoda; Insecta; Lepidoptera; Nymphalidae
Product: tropomyosin-like
Exons: 7
Coding region: 1-831 (276 amino acids)
Source: RefSeq, a predicted model, not a curated record
AUGUCGCUGAAACUACUCAACUCAGCAUCCCAGAGGGCUCGUACCAUACACUGCGUCAGGUUUUCUGGAGACGAUUUACCCAAGUUUAAAUCUAUGGACUCCCCAGAAGGAAAUCCUACAUAUGCACCGCAGUCGCUUCUCAGCCUGGAUUCAGGAGCUCCGAGUCCAGAAAAUGGAUUCCAACCAGCAGCGCAACGAUAUCGCCUCAAUGAGCAAAGAAUCAAGCUCCUCACCGCUAUUAAUCAGAUAGUCCAACAAAGAGCUGAGCUUGAAGCGAACAGAGCAACGUUAUCCAGCAUGCUGGAAGAACUAAAACGGAAGUUGAAACGAAGGGUCGAAGAGUGUCACUUCGAGAAGAAAGAGAAAAUGAAGGCUUUAAAACAAGCAAAUCAACGAUUGGAAAGAGAGAAAUUCAGCAUCGUGACAGAGAUGGAACACCUUAAGCGACACUUAGAGAAGGAAGAGGCGCAUCAUUUGCAACACGCAAGGACUGCUGUAGCACAGGCAAUCCAGGGUGUAACGAGAUCAUCAGAUUUAUUUACGCAGUGUUCAGUCGCAGAACUCCCGAACAUUGUUAGUCGGAGCGUCGCAAGAAACGCUCCAUCGAGGAUUGCCGACAACAAGCUGGCUGCCGCGCGGUUAAUGCGCGACAUUGCAGAGCUGAGGCAACGAGUAGCGCAAGUAGAAGCCAGACUCGCGAAUGAAAUAAAGCGUAAACGGCAGGCUGAAAUCGACAUUGUUAGAUUGAGGAAGGAGCUGUCAACUACCAAGAGCUGCGUCGCAUCACUCAGACUGCCCGCACAAAGGAAGCAGUGUUCGAAAUUUGUUUAA